UUCAGCCGCAGCCGCCCGGGCGGAGCGCGUCCCGCAGCCGGCUGGUCCCCUUCGCGGCCCGGGUGCUCGCCCCGGCCCGCCCGCGCGGUGCGAGCUCGCCAUGGCGGCCACUGACCUGGAACGCUUCUCGAAUGCAGAGCCAGAGCCUCGGAGCCUCUCCCUUGGGGGCCACGUGGGCUUCGACAGCCUCCCGGACCAGCUGGUCAGCAAGUCGGUCACACAGGGCUUCAGCUUUAACAUCCUCUGUGUGGGGGAGACUGGCAUUGGCAAGUCCACGCUGAUGAACACGCUCUUCAACACGACCUUCGAGACUGAGGAAGCCAGUCACCAUGAGGAGUGUGUGCGCCUGCGGCCCCAGACCUAUGACCUCCAAGAGAGCAAUGUGCACCUCAAGCUGACCAUUGUGGAUGCUGUGGGCUUCGGGGAUCAGAUCAAUAAGGAUGAGAGUUACAGGCCCAUAGUCGACUACAUCGACGCGCAGUUUGAAAACUACCUGCAGGAGGAACUGAAGAUCCGCCGUUCCCUCUUUGACUACCACGACACGAGGAUCCACGUCUGCCUGUAUUUUAUCACGCCCACGGGGCACUCCCUCAAGUCCCUGGAUCUGGUGACCAUGAAGAAGCUAGACAGCAAGGUGAACAUCAUUCCCAUCAUUGCCAAGGCUGACACCAUCUCCAAGAGUGAGCUCCACAAGUUCAAGAUCAAGAUCAUGGGCGAGCUGGUCAGCAAUGGGGUUCAGAUCUACCAGUUUCCCACUGAUGACGAGGCUGUUGCCGAGAUUAACGCAGUCAUGAAUGCACAUUUGCCCUUCGCUGUGGUGGGCAGCACUGAGGAGGUGAAGGUGGGGAACAAGCUGGUCCGGGCACGGCAGUACCCUUGGGGCGUGGUGCAGGUGGAGAACGAGAACCACUGCGACUUCGUGAAGCUGCGGGAGAUGCUGAUCCGGGUGAACAUGGAGGACCUCCGGGAGCAGACCCACAGCCGGCAUUACGAGCUGUACCGGCGCUGCAAGCUGGAGGAGAUGGGCUUCCAGGACAGCGACGGCGACAGCCAGCCCUUCAGCUUGCAGGAGACCUACGAGGCCAAGCGCAAGGAGUUCCUGAGUGAGCUGCAGAGGAAGGAGGAAGAGAUGAGGCAGAUGUUUGUCAACAAAGUGAAGGAGACAGAGCUGGAGCUGAAGGAGAAGGAGAGAGAGCUCCACGAGAAGUUUGAGCACCUCAAGCGGGUCCACCAGGAGGAGAAGCGCAAGGUGGAGGAGAAGCGCCGGGAGCUGGAGGAGGAGACCAAUGCCUUCAACCGCAGGAAGGCCGCGGUGGAGGCCCUGCAGUCCCAGGCCUUGCAUGCCACCUCGCAGCAGCCUCUGAGGAAGGACAAGGACAAGAAGAAAUCUUGACCCUCAGCCUGGGAUGCCACAAACUGAAGCGAAUUCUCUGCUUUGCUCGUCACAAAUGCCAAACUGACUGCCCUUUCCCAGCGUCCAACUCGCUGUCUUUUGUUUCUGUUUGAUUUGGUCGUCUGCGUAUCUUUUAAUGUGUCUGUUUUUGUUUUGUUUGUUUUAUUUUUAUUUUUCAGUUAACGCACGCACAGACUUACAUGUCAAGAGCGGACUUUAGACUUUCAUGUGUUAAGUUGCUUGAGUUACACCUUGUGACCCUUCUUCUCCCAUAACAUGGUGUGAGGACGGACUGGGAGCUGGUACAGACUCCAGUGUUUACAGCCUUGCUUUGUCCCCCGCCCCCACCCCCAGGCUGCCCUGGGCCUGGCGGGCCACCCUUCUCUAUGCAAACACGUCAAAGCCAUGAAUGCUGGAAUCCAAAACUGACAAGGUUUAUUUUUUUCAGAGCCAGUGGCUGGUCUUCCAUUUACAGUGUCACUAUUCCUUGACGGAGCAGUUAUGUGCCACUCUCGCGAAGGCCCCAGCCGGCGAUGCUUGGCCUAAUUGUUCAGCGUCAAGAUGGCAACUCACGCGGUGCCCUAGGUGCAGCCGCGUGGUCUGGUAUACAUGCUGCAAAAUUUACCCGAUUCCCUUUCAUUUUAAUUUUUCUAACCUAGAGCUUAAUUUCAAUAAUAACUUUUAGGAGACUUCUAAAUUUUUAUUUUGGCACAAGCGUGAAGACAGAUAAUACCCUCUCCCGUUAUUUUCAUAAGUAACCCAGAUUCCCUGAUUUUUAAGAACUAAAAAUAUCUCUAAAUUUUUCUUAUGUAUCAAGCAUCCCUAUAAUAUUUAGGGAGAGGUGGGCAAUAAACAUCCUGUGAGGACAGUGUUCGGAAUUUCUUUACGGAUGAAAGUGGGUCAUGAACAAGGACCACGUCCAAUGUUUUUAAUGCGAAUGUAGAUGGAAAGUAGCCCAAAGCCGUUGUCUGUGGGCUCCAGAGGUGCUGCCUAUAAACAGGGACCAACUCCACGUGUGUGUUAAGUGUCUGAUUCCAACUAAGACCCCCAAACCAAGCCUGCAUAUUCCCAAAUGCAGAGGACUCAGCCGGGAAAAGGUUUUUUAUCUCAAGGUCACUGUUUUCUGUUUUCCUGGCUGAGUCACAAGGAAAAGAGAUGAAGGUGUCUGAUGCGUGUGGACAAUUUCAGAAAACGCUACCAGCGAGGGAGCCUUCCCCUCUCCACUGCGUUCUUCAGGGGAUCAUUUUAAGAAAGAACUAGUGGCAUUGAUUCUUCUCCGUUCCUGUGGGUUUGCGAGCCAGUGGGAGUGUCAGGGCUGAGGAUAUGGUGUGAUACAAUAGGAGAUGAAAAAUGAGUAGCUCAAAGGAAGGAGCUCAUUUAAUGUUGAUGGGGCACUGUGCUGGGCACAGACUCCCCGGAAUAACAUGCAGCCCUACCCUCAAGGAGCUCACGGUCUAGAACACUCCCUCGUCAGAAGCCUUGGGAAGCUGCACUAAUUUAUUGUUGCAUUGGUCGUUUGUUUUUACUUGUCCUCCAUCCUCCUUCCCAUCACUGUUUCUCCCUUUCUGCCUUGGCCCCUUGGCUUUACUGAUUUCCAGGACCGAGUCCUGGCUUCAUGCUGUGCUUCCGCGAUGGGGCUCCAUUCAGAGUGGGGAGGAUGCCCAGAGUGAAACUCUGCCAAGUGUCCCGCCGUGACCAGGGGUGGAUCCAGAUUGUGAGGGGCUUCAGUGUGGGCAUUCAAAAGGCAAAUGGGCAUAUACCUAAGGCCCACGUGGGCCUCAAGUGACUUGGCUUUAGGGGGAUUAUAUGCCUGAGAGUGUCUUCACUCUCAUAUUUCUGAAGAUGAGGCACCGCAACCCCGCGGAUUCACUGGUUAUUUAAGAAAUGGAGACUCCUGGUUCAUGGGCCAAUCUGGGGACUCUGGAGUGGAUAUAUUCUGCCAUCCACCCACCACAGCCUGUGGGCUGCACCCCAGGCAUACUGGAAUGCCAGACUUGUGGCUGGUUACCUGCCUGUGGGUGCAACGCUUCCCAGCAUCUCUGGGGAGAGCCGGCACUGUUACAUUUUCUGGGGUCUGAGCUGCUUCCGCAGGUCCCGUUGGCCUUAGUGAGCCUCACUGCACUUCUCUGUCUGUGCUGCUUGUGUUUGGAAGUUUAUCAUCGUUAGCUGAGACCAAAUUAGUCCUGGGUGCACGAGGUGAGCUUAAACCGGGCCAUUAUUGAACAAGCUCCCCCGCCCGGGACGGGAGGCCUACCGGCGGUAUCUGAUGUGCCACUCCUUUGCAGAAUCACCUUUUGGCAUUAUCAGGGCUGUCAGCGGGGCUACGCAGGGCAUUUCUAGCAUGUCUUUCAUAAGCCAAGUUGAUUUUGGGUAGAAUCAUGUAAUUUAUUGUCCAAACUGAGACUUUUCAGAGUAAAAGGAGGUCCUCUUAGUAAUUAUGCCAGAUCAACAGGUGUAAGCUGGAAUGAUCUCAGGCAGACCGGGAUGUAUGGUCACCCUGGUGAUGGGUAACCUGAGUCUAGGUGGUUUGUAACUGUACAGACUGACUGAAUAUAUGUUUCUGUGUGUCUCUGUGUGGGUGCUUGUUAAGUGGGGCUCGUAUUACUGGAUAAGAGGCCCGAGGGAAGUGUGGCUUGCUCCUCCGUUAUGUUAACAAGCUUUUCUAAAACUGCUUCACUUGUUAAUUCAUUUAUUCCUUCAUACAUUGACUGUUUUUGUUCUUUUCCAUUCACUUUGUACUCUUUUUUUUUCCCAUUAAAUUUUGCAUUUA
Molecule: messenger RNA, 4163 nt
Organism: Neomonachus schauinslandi (Hawaiian monk seal)
Lineage: Eukaryota; Metazoa; Chordata; Mammalia; Carnivora; Phocidae
Gene: SEPTIN8
Product: septin 8
Exons: 10
Coding region: 101-1393 (430 amino acids)
Biological process (GO): cytoskeleton-dependent cytokinesis
Cellular component (GO): cell division site; septin complex; microtubule cytoskeleton
Molecular function (GO): molecular adaptor activity; GTP binding; GTPase activity
Source: RefSeq, a predicted model, not a curated record